AUGUACAUGAAUAAGAUUUGCACCACAUUUUCAUGUAGAAUAUCACGACACCACCACACUAUAUUGAUGAUUGUAAAUAUUCCCUAUAUCAUAAAUACGGGUUUUAGACAUUUUGUAUUGAGAACGCAAAAGCGUCAUGCAUAUUAUUUUCCAGUGCAUUGGCUUUGCCACACAAAUUCUUGUUACGUUCAGGGUGAUGUCAAAAGACCCGCGUUAAAGAUCCUGCGAUUUUUUUUUACUUACGAAGAAAAUGUGUAUAUAUUUUUUCUAGGUUUUCAGUCUAUGGUAAUAGGGGUUGUAAGAGAAGUCAUAUUUCACAAUCAAAUGUUCUUCAAAUGGUAUCAUCAUGCUAGUCAAAUCGUUUGA
Messenger RNA from Acanthoscelides obtectus, 366 nucleotides. Lineage: Eukaryota; Metazoa; Arthropoda; Insecta; Coleoptera; Chrysomelidae. The record is from the annotation of a GenBank genome assembly.